UCUUCACUGUGUUUGCUUACACCACAAGUGUGACAACUCCCCCGUCGUCGACAGUACGGCUGGACCAUACGUGGCCUGGCGUAAGCAGACCUGCCACGUCGAAUUGCUAUUAGUCCAUGAACCAGCCGCCGGUUUGAAAUUUGCUCAUUUCCUUUGCUGGUUCGACCCGGUCAUCACUAGUACUAGCAAGUACCGUCACCUCUCCUACUGCGCUCUAGAUCAACCAUUCGGUUUCAUUCAAACGUUCCCAAGUUUUACUUAUUACUGCAGUACUACAUAUACUUUCUGUUUCUCGAAUUAGAGCAUUCAGGUAACCGCCUGAACAGUACUGUCAAGGUCAACCUUGACUUUGCCUAGACACGAUGGUUAGGACGCGACAGUGGGGGCCAGUGUCGUCUCUGCUCGCGCUAACACCCCUGCUCAUUGGUUUACCAUGGCUUGCAUUGAAGCACCAAUUUUCGUUACCCACUCCCAUUGUAGAUCAAUAUGACCCCAUCACAUCACUCCCUCAGCUCUCUGAAACGACAAUUCUCGAAUAUGCAAAGUACCUAUCAGAGGACAUCGGAUAUCGCACGCCUGGCACGCGCGAACAUGCCCUAGCAGAUGCAUGGAUGACCCAGAAAGCUUACCAGCUCAAGGAGGAGUGCGAGCGUGUCGUAGCAGCCCAACCUGGCCGUAAACUCCAGUGUGAGGUGUGGAGGCAAGAAGGCAGUGGUAGUCAUCGCUUCGAUAUGAUGGCCGCGCGGCUGUACAAGCGUUAUGUCAACCUGAGCAACAUCAUCAUCCGCCUCAGCGAUGGCACCGACCAGGGAAAAGCUGAUGCCGUCCUUGUGAACUCUCAUCUCGAUAGUACCCUUCCUAGUCCAGGCGCUGCAGAUGAUGCGCUCGCGGUUGGCGUGAUGAUCGAGUGCGUGCGGGUGCUGGUAAAUACCCCUGGGUGGGAGCCAAAGCAUGCAGUUAUAUUUUUAUUCAACAACGCGGAAGAGUCCCUUCAGGAUGGGUCGCAUCUCUUUUCGACGCAGCAUCCCACUGCAUCUACUGUCCGUGCCGUCGUCAAUUUGGAAGCUGCUGGCACCGCAGGCCCUGAACUUCUGUUCCAGGCGACGUCCCAUGAGAUGAUUCAGGCGUAUUCACAUGUGCCUCGACCAUACGGAACGAUCUUCGCCAAUGAGAUCUUCAGCUCGGGCGUGCUACUCUCUGACACUGAUUUCCGGCAGUUCGAGUAUUACUUGAACGUCACCGGACUUGACAUGGCAGUUGUGGGUAACAGCUAUAUGUACCACAUGCGCGGGGACCUGGUGGAAAACAUCGAAGCAGGCGUUGCACAGCACAUGGCCGAAAACACAUUUGCACUCGUCAAGCACCUCACCUCGUCAGCCUCACCCCUCCCAGGGCUCGCGUCAGGCUACGGCCGCCCUCGCACCGUCUUUUUCGCAUACCUCGGGGUAUUCUUCGUGUACUCGUUCCGCACAGCUGAAGUCCUGUACUCGCUGCUUUUCAUUGCCAGUUGUGUGCUUGUUAAAAGUGCUGGUGGGCCGAGUGCGAGAGGUGCGACGAUGGUGAAGGCGUUGUUUGCUGUGGCCUUUGGGGCGCUGGGCGCACUUGUUGGAGCGAAUGUUGUGGCGUUUGUGAUGCAACGGGUGUUGGGCCGGGGAAUGAGCUGGUUUAAGGGCGAGUUUGAACCAUUGAUAUUGUAUGGCCCUGCGGCGAUGUGUGGUGCCCUCCUAACUCAGUUGCCUUUUGCUCCGAUCCCUGAAAAAGCGCUCCUGCACGCACAGCUCCUUGCAUAUGCGUUCCUGGCUGCAGCAGGGCAGCUCGCCGGUGUCGGAUCAAGUGCGGUAUUCUUCCUCAGCGCAUUGUCGACGUUUGGGGCCUUAUCUGUCGAUCGAGUGACUACCUACUUGAGUGCUUCCGAUGUAACGAUGAACAAGGCGGAAAAGAUGCAAGACGGAGAUGCGAAAACUGCGAAGGAUGGGAAUAAAAAGGUGGUCAAUGCGGAGGACAAGGACGGCUUUGUGAGCCUGUGGACAUAUGCUCUAGGCCAAACCAUCCCGCUGUUGACGGGAACUCAGCUGACGGCUGCGACUUUGGUCGUGUUCGUGCCGCUGACUGGUCGCAUUGGCUCUGAAGCUCCAGCAGAACACAUCAUCGCUUCCAUCGCGGCGGUCCUAGGCGCUUACACGCUUAAUCUCACCACACCCUUCGCUCAUCGAUUUGGUCUUCCAGCUCUGCGCAAAGCAGUCAUAAUUUCGCUCCUUGGAGUGGGCGUAGUGAUGGCAGUGUUUGCGAAGAAGGAUGUGUUUGAUAAAAGUCAUCAAAAGAGGUUGUUCGUUCUUCACAAGGAGGAUCUGAACACACGGGAGCAGCAUCUCCAUAUUGCAGCUGCAGAUGGCGCGCCUGGUUUUGAUGAGCUCGCACAUGACAUUACGACACGCUUCGGCGCAGACGGGGUACCACCUAAGGCUGUCGUCAUGGACGACUGGAAUAGUGAUUGGGAUACGUUAUAUCCGUUUUCAGCGUUCCUCUCCCCGUAUAAGAUUGACUUGCCUCUGGACCCUGCGUACGACGCGCCGUGGCCGCCAGCAGAGCAGUUCAUAGUGUCGGCUGUCAAUGAUACCCUUGAUGAGACUAAAGGCACGAGGAGUUUGACAUUGAAGAUCGAUCACCCGGGGAUAAUGUGGACUGUGAUUGCAUUCGACGCGCAGGUACUAGAAUGGACGCUAGAUAACAACCCCCCAGAGGAAUAUGCAAGACACCACAUCAAAGAGGCUUCAUUCUACGGGACAGACGUCUGGACGGUGGACAUGACGAUUAAGUGGCCAUCUCCCCCGAAUGCACACCCCAAAUCAUCCGAUGUGGGCGGGCUGAAGGUAGACUUCAUCGGGAUCCAGGAGAAGCGAAUGUGGCCCGCGAAAAAGGCUGAGGCAGAUGGGAGUCAGGCGAUGAAGCUGUUUAGGGAGUUUGAUGCAUGGUUGGAUGAGAAGACGGGUGGGAGUGUGGAUGCGUUGUUGAUGGGGUGUGUCAGUGGGCAGGUGGUCGUGUAGGUUGGGCCGGGUAAGGAAUAGAUGACGAUGAGUUAGAUCGUCGUUGUAACCGCCAUAAAAUCCAUCGAUUUCUCCUUUCUUUGGGAUGAAAAUACCAAGCUAUAGGUGAUGCGUUUGCAUUCGGUCAUGAUAUUUUAGAUAUUAUCAGUAAGUACACCUCAUGAUUCAUGGUGAUA
This is a messenger RNA of Suillus paluster, 3220 nucleotides long. RefSeq lists its product as uncharacterized. The record is from RefSeq and is a predicted model, not a curated record. Gene Ontology annotation, biological process: proteolysis. Gene Ontology annotation, molecular function: metalloexopeptidase activity. Lineage: Eukaryota; Fungi; Basidiomycota; Agaricomycetes; Boletales; Suillaceae. The coding region runs from base 363 to 3044 and encodes 893 amino acids. The transcript has 17 exons.